AUGAAUGAUACGAAUGGUCAGAAUGAAGGACAAGAAGCCAUUCAAGAUGAAGAGCUCGACGGUCAAGAACCGGGGGAGACGGAUACCGAUCAAGAGCAAGACCCGGAGCAAGGCAACGAGACAGACCCCGAGUUCUCGUCCGCGUUAGAAGACGCGCUGCAGCACGAGGACGUGUCGUCGACCGUGCUUCUUUCGCACAGGGUCCCCAAUCGCAUGGGCUACCUUGUCUCUCCCAUCUCUCCAACCACCUCCUCCGCCUCCCAGCUCGAUCUUAUAACGAAGGGCGCUGAGAACGACUCGCUCUCUCCUCCCCUUGCUGGCAUUCGCCGCAGUCACAGCAUCAGCGAGACGAGCAAGUCGGAACUGCAUCCGUUCCCCUGCCCGCGGUCACAUGGCUCUGGCUUCGGGUUAGGGGACUGGAAGCAGCAGCUGGCGCGGGCUGCUGAGCUGGACGUACGCGUGGGGCGGUUUGAUUGGUCGGAUCUGGUGGCCUUGUACCGCACAGAAGUGGGAGGGGAGGGUAGUUCUGCUGUCGCAGGUGGAGGAGGAGGGGGAGGCGGGGGAGGAGGAGAGGGGUUUUCUGACGCACCUGUGAUGGAAAAGAGCGGUAGUGUGGAGGUGACCGUCAACUCCGGCGGGAUUGUGUACUUUGCACUGUUCCAACAGAAGAUGUACGAUGCUGGACCCAAACGGGGUGAUUUUGAGCACAAAGAAACAGAGGAGGAAGGCAGGAAUAGGGCGAUUGAGGAAAAGCUGGGGCCGCAAAUUCCGCCUCAAGACACACUCCAAAGCAAAGAUAACAGGGGAGUGGAAAAGGCUGGGAAGGAAUGGUUAGGACGUGAAGGACAAGGGGUAGAACACCAGCCACAACUGGCAGCAGCGUGCAUCAAAUUCGCGGGGUCGCGCAUUGUGGUGCAGUCAGAGCGAUUCGGAGCAGAGCUGGCCAUGCACCUGGGCAUUGCCACGCCGCAGGUACGCGUGGUGCACCGGGGGAAUCACGGCAGAAGCAGCACGCACAGCAGCCCCGUGCUAUGCAGUGCCACUAACACCAACAGCAGCAGCAGCAACACCGGCAACACGGGUAGGAGAAGGGCGACAGUAGCUGGAACUUGCAGAAUGGCAUCUCUGGGUGGUUCUGGUGCUACCAACGACAACGACGACCGUUUCACAAUGGAUAAAGAAAACCAGCAGCGGGGGUUCCCCGGCCAGGUGGACGUUUGUGGUCGGGGCCAUGAUCCUUGUUUGUCGGCGCAUGAGCUUGCUGUGAAGCAGAGUCAGGAGUGGGAGGAGGUGGUUCUGGCUGUGGAACGACUGAGGGAGAGAGAGGUGGAGGCGAGAGAGGAAGGGGGUAGGAGCGGGAGAGGGGAGGAGGUGGACGGGAGGGAUGGUGGAGCGGAGGAGGGAGGGAGUGUGGUGGAAAGGAAGGAGAGUGGAGGGAAGGAGGAGGCGAGUGUGGUGGAGGAGUUUCUGGAAGCCCUGCAGCUGAGCCGAUGCUUCUUGUUCAUGGGGCAUGUAAAAGGGCAAUCUUUCGUUUCUUGUCCCCGGAACGAGCUUUUCCCUGACCAAUCUGCCCGGGAAAAGACCGCGCACUCUUUGGGCCGUGUGCUGCUGCUGGAUAUCAUGUUGAGGAACGACGACCGGUUACCCUGCCCGGAAUUGGGGUGGAGGGGUAACCGCGGUAACAUCUUAUGUUCCAACCGACCGUUACUGAAAGCAUGGGAGCGGAAAGAGAGUGUGAAGGAGAGUGAUAGUGAGGGGGCAGUGGGUGGUCGGUUGGACGACAGGAGGAGAGGGAGCGGAGGCAGGGAGGGAGGAGGAAGAGGGAGUGGAGGAGCAAGGGGGAGGGGAAGGGGCAGGGGGCGAGGAAGGGGAAGAGGAAGUGGAAAGGGGCGAACUGGUGGUGUGUGCGAUAGUGACAAGAACCGGGGGGUCGAGGCAAGUCAGGGAAUGGUUGGGCAGAAGGCAAAUGAGCGCGUACCAGAGCAGCUGGUGUUGGGGCAGGAGGCACAACAACUGCCUAUGCGUGUGGGGCAGGAGGUGAAGCAGCUGGCAGUGGGGCAGGAGGUGGUGGUGAUAGACUCGUCCAUCUGCCGCCGCGUGCCCCCCGGGCUGGCAGAGCAGGACCGUGAGGCCAUUCCACGCCUCGUGCAGCUGCUGCUGCAUGACCCCUGCUUUGCCGCCCACACACUCUUCCACGCCUCCUUUGGCGCCCUGGGCGAACGGGACAAGCAAGGCGAGCAGGGGAAGCAGGAUAAGCUGAGCGUUCUAGGCGAGCAGCACAGACUGAGCUCUCUGGGCGAGGAGCGCGGGGUGCGUGAGGGGGUGGGGUGUGUGCCUCUUGGUGAAGGUGUGCAUAAAGGUCCUGAUGGAGUUUACCUGGCGUCAUCGUCCUUUUCAUCCUCGCUACAGUCAUCCUCGUUUGGCUCGUCCUGCUCCUCCUUCUCGUCCUCCUCGUCUGGUGCUACAGCUGCUCCUACAGGUGGUACCAGUGCUGGUGCCCCUGCUACUGAUGCUUGCAUUCAGCCUGUUAGCAGUCACGCCCAGUCUCCCCCUGCACUAACUGAAGCUGGAGCUGCUCUAGAAGGCUCUGCUCGUACCACGGAGCUUAAAACCGCCCCUACAUUUCCGAGAAGCAACAGUACCUCCCCCACUGCUGUUGCUACUACAACCAGCAUCACCAGCAGCAUCACCACCACUUCCACCGUCACCGCAACCACUGCUACCAUCACCACUGAAUCUGCUGUCAAUAUUAUCACCGGAUCCAGCAGCAGCAGCAUGUCUUUUCAGCCCUCCAAAAUGGCAAAGCUGGCAGCAGCAGCACACCCCAUCGUGUCCCCAGAAACACGCGCGUUCCAGCAGGGGUUCAGGGAGGCGGUGGAGGAGAUGGGGCGAGUGCAGCGCACGCUGGCAGCGCUGCACUCGCGGCUGGACGACAUGCUCCGCGCCUUCCUCGCGUUCGUCACCUCUGUGCCUGCACUCGAUGGGCCAGGGGAGGGCGGACGAGGCCGGGAGGGCAGGAGAGGUGGGGAGAAUGGGGAGAGUGGGCGAUUGGGAGAGCGUGGGCGAAGUGGGGAGUUUGGGGCGGCCGCAGGAGGCUGGGAGAGUGGGGAGAGUGAGGGCCGGAUGGGAUAUGGUGGUAGGAGAGACAGUGACAGUGGGAAGCAGGAGAGGGUGGUGGGAGGAGAGGGAAGGGUGGGAGAGCGCGGAGGGAGGGGAGUGGAGGGAGGAGUAGUAGCAGGAGGAGGGGUAGGAGGUGGAGGGUUGGCGCUGGUUGAUAUGAACGCAACGACCCCGUUUCCUUUCCGAAAGGGAUCUCACAUUCUCUCACCUUUAUCCGCCUUAAGGCCAGGAGUCAACAACAAGGGAUGCAAUGGCGGUAAUAGUGGUGGUUUCGAUGGGAGUGGUGACUCCAGCGACAGCAGGAUUGGCCUUCAUGCUGGUUCCGACUUGAAGUGUGGUGGUGACAGCUGUUCUGGGCAGCGAGGACUCGCUAGGAGACGAUCCUCGCCAUCCGUUUCGUGCCGCACUGCACACAUGCCUGCGAGUAGAUUGGACUUUAGUAGCAGUGGUGCUAGUGGUGAUGGUGAUGGUGAUGGUGAUGGUGAUGGUGAUGGUGAUGGUGGUGGUGAUGGUGGGGGUACUGUCAGUGGAGUGAGCUGUGGCAGCAAUGAGGGCGGUGCUGCCAGAGAGCUAGAGAUUUCAACCACAGCGCAAGAGGUUCCAGAUAAUGCUGACAUGACAUCUGCAGGCCAGGACACUGAACAGUUCCCUCCACCUCCUCUCUUCCCUUCCGCUGCCUCGUCCUCUCAUCCUCCCCCUUCUGUUCUGUCGCCUGUUCCUGAAGCAGAAGACCCCAUCUCCCCUGACUCCGCUCCUCCUUCUGCCACCACUGCUGUAGCCAGAACCACGUCAUCAGCAUCCCUUCCCACGUCAUCACUCUCCCACGACGAUUCAGCCAGCAGGACCCUACAUCUGCCCUCCCUCCGCCCCCCUGUCAUCUCAGCAGCAGAAGAUCCUCUGGAGGAGCCUUUCAGUGCACCUGCCCCAGAUCUACUUUCCCCAGUUACACCCUCCCCUCGCACUGCUGGCUCACACAGCACCGCCCUGUGGUCGCCCCACACCCCCAGGGACUUCGAAUCUUCCCUCAACUCCUCCCCCCAGGCGGCCCCUCUUUCCCCUCGAGCGCCCCCGUCUGCUGAAACCUCUCCCUGUAAGGGGUCACACUCCUCCAUCAGCAAAUCCGCAGCGAAAGCUGCUGCCUGGAGGGCGUCUCUGGGUGGUUUACCCUCGCGGCUGAGCAUGAAGAUUCGCGGAGUGAGGAAGUCGGCACAGGGGGAAGAGGAGCUGAUGGAGCAGGUGCAGCGGUGGGACGGCAUGAUGCGGGAGGAGGCGGGGCGGAUAUGCAAGGCGGCUGCAGUGCCGUUUGUGACGGGGUUUAUGGAGGCGAGUGGAGGGGGCGGGGCACACAGCCUCGUUGACGCGUAUGAACUCAAGGGGGACGAGGAGCAGGAGGAGCAGGUGCAGCGGUGGGAUGGCAUGAUGCGGGAGGAGGCGGGGCGGAUAUGCAAGGCGGCUGCAGUGCCGUUCGUGACGGGUUUCAUGGAGGCGAGUGGGGGAGGCGGGGCACACAGCCUGGUGGAUGCAUAUGAGUUGAAGGUGCCGUUUGUGACGGGGUUCAUGGAGGCGAGUGGGGCGGGCAGCGGGGCACACGGUUGUUUUGAAGAGAAUAUUUUCUUUCAUGGGUUCAUGGACGCGAGUGGAGGGGGCGGGGCGCACAGCCUGGUGGACGCUUAUGGGCUCAAGGUUCGCCUACACCAUCUCUUAGAGCGCUGGGGCCUGGUGCAGGACUCAAUGGCCACUGAGCGCCCCUCGCUCGUCCUCCCUCACCUUUACCUGGGCUCCGCCAUUGCUGCGCGCUCCUUCCCCCUGCUGCACCACCUGGGCGUGCGGCACGUGGUCACGCUCUGCCCCACGGACCUGCUGGACCCAGAUGCGGAGCAGUCUCCCCUCUUCAACUACCUCGUGCUGCCGAUGCGCGACUCCGACCGGGAGGAUCUCAGCAAGUACAUCGACACGACGAGCAGCUUCCUGGAAGCUGCCAUCAGCAAGGGCGAGGGGGUGCUGGUGCACUGCUACGAGGGCCGCAGCCGAUCCGUGUCGAUCGUGCUCGCUUACCUCAUGACCAAGAGGCGCAUGCCCGUAGCGCCGCAUGGGCGCAUGCCCCUGGCGGAGGCAUGGGUGGUGCUGCACUCCGCCCACCCCCAUGCCGCCCCCAACACCGCCUUCCUCCGCCAGCUCGCGCAUGCCCCUGGCGGAGGCAUGGGUGGUGGUGCACUCCGCCCACCCCCAUGCCGCCCCCAACACCGCCUUCCUCCGCCAGCUCCUACCCUUUCUGCUGCCUUUCCUGCCACACCUACAACCCCCUAUACCAGUGUUGAUGCUGCUGCCCCUGAUGUUUUCACCCCUCCUGCCACCACCACAACCGCCCCUCAUCUUGCUCCUACCCCCCAAUCCUCCGGCCCUGCCUCUGCUCCUGCAGCAACUGCACCCUCCUCCUCCACUUCUGUCUCCCCCACGCCUCUCGCUCUGCCCUGGUGUCCGAGGGGGCGAGUGAACAGGCCGACAGUGCGGGUGUGUGGCGUGUGCGGCAAGGCAGCGGGGCUCAGUAGUGACUCACUGAGAGCGCACAUGAGGAGAAUGCACCCAAGAACACCCCUGCCUCCUCUCAAAACUGCUUAA
Molecule: messenger RNA, 5739 nt
Organism: Closterium sp. Naga37s-1
Lineage: Eukaryota; Viridiplantae; Streptophyta; Zygnematophyceae; Desmidiales; Closteriaceae
Source: the annotation of a GenBank genome assembly